ACCACUUCUCUCGCUUUCGCUUUAUCACCUGUCGCCCCCGCCCCCGAGCCUGGUCGCCGCUUCACCCGCCGUCGCCGUCGUCGGUCGGGACGCCUCCGGGCGGCCGCGCCCUCGACGGAGGAAUGUCUUCUGUUGCUCCCGCCCUCGUCCACCACCGCGGGGUCUCAGGCAGAGCAAUCUUACCUUUGCAUCAUGGAGAAUGCAGAGUCCCUCCAGGUGCUUGUUUCAUGGGCACAUCACCUACGUUGGGGCCAAUGAGGGUAUCCUUGGUAUGUAAUGCAAGCCCCAACCACCAUAGGCCAAGGAAUUCGGAUAUAUCGCGACAACAAAAAGGGGGGUCCUCCAGAGGAAAAGGCAAGUCGUACCAGGAUAAAGAUGACUCUGAGAACAUUGAUGAAUUUGAUAGUGAUAUCAUGUUCUCCAAGAAUGGGCCACCAAUCUCUUUGGCAAGCAAUUCCCGUCCUCAAGCCACAUCGGCUCCUGGGGAAAGAGAGAAGGAGAUCGUGGAACUCUUUAAAAGGGUUCAAGCACAGCUGCGAGCUAGGGGGAAAAGCAGGGAAGACAAGAAGCCUGAACAUGCAAAAGUGCAGGGUGAAAGGGGCAGUGUUGAUUCACUUCUUCAGUUGCUCAGGAAACACUCUGUGGACCAGAGAAGAAAGAAUGGUGACGACAAAGAGCAGAAUUCCGAUGUAUUGAGGAGAGGCAACGAUUCUGGAAAUAGACAAGGUUCAACCGUCUUUGGCACAAAAAGUGACAUCCAGGAAGAGAAGAAGAAGCCACCUCCGGCACCCUUCAUAAGGCCAGCCUCAAAUUUCAGGCGAAGGUCUCCUGUUCCUGGAGUGAAGUUCCAGCCUGUUAUCAAUGCGGAUCUGGACACUGAUGACGAUCGCAAGUCCAUCGGCAGUAAUGCCGUGGAUGCUGUACAGAAAGCUAAGACAGCUCUUGAUGAGAGGACUGCUACAGAUGAGCCUGACUCCAUGUCUCCAUAUGAGGCGGAUUCUGUAAUAGAACCAGGAAACAUUUCUUUGAAUGACCUCGAUGACAUUUUACAUGACGAUGAAGAAUUCGAUGCGGAUGAACCAGACGACGAGUAUCCAGAACCUUCUUUGGGUAUCUCUGAUGUCACAGAUACGGAUGAGUCGCACGAGAACGACUCCACCCCCACGGGAAGUGCGGAUCUAAGCUCUCUGAAGGUUGCGGAGCUGAGAGAGCUCGCAAAGUCUCGAGGAAUCAAAGGGUACUCGAAGAAGAAGAAAAACGAGCUGGUUGAAGUGUUGAGCAGCAGCAUGGAUUGAUGAUAAAGUGGGUGACCUGGCGCUCUGUUUGAAGUUUGAACCCACUUUGCUUGGCCCCCUCUAGAAAAUUGUAAAUGAGCAAGGCUAACUCUGUUCCGGUCUGUGCUGAUCUUUUGCUGGUUCAUUUUGUACGCCUAGCUUGGUAGCCGUUUAGCUGAAUUCUGUGGUGAGUGGAGUAAGGUAGCUGAGAGCCUUAGCUGUUUGUGUACUAAAUCAAUGCACUGCAUCCGUUCUAGGGUGUUGCUCGUCUGUUU
Messenger RNA from Zea mays, 1549 nucleotides. RefSeq lists its product as uncharacterized. Gene Ontology annotation, biological process: DNA-templated transcription termination. NCBI's taxonomy places the organism in Eukaryota, Viridiplantae, Streptophyta, Magnoliopsida, Poales, Poaceae. The record is from RefSeq and is marked validated.